AUGUGUGCGUGUAUAUAUGUGUGAUAUGUCAAAUAAUGAAUGACAGAUUGUGCUGCGCGAAUGGAACGUAUACGUUCUCUAUCUCUGUCGUGUAAUUAAUAGAAUCUGUCGCAUCUGUUGUAGAAACAAAUCGGUGAAUGUAAUGCAAACGAUUAUGGUUUGAUAAUUGCGAAGGGAUUAAAACAGAAAAAUGCACAGAGAGUUUCAAUAUCGAAUCUCAUCGAAAAGUUAAGGUUAUUAUGGGAUUUUGAUGAACUGAUACACAAAUACAACAAACUACACAAUGUUACACUUUCCAAAGCAAUAUAAAUAAAAAUCUUUUUUGCAAAAAAAUAUUAUUAGAAGUAUAAUUUAAACACGAUAGGGGAUUAAAAUUUAAAAGAGCAAAAGUUUCUUAAACUCAGCAAAAUGAGACCAUUGUUUAAAGUUUUGUAUUCGAUCUGUUGGAGCAAUGUUUAUUUGAUAAUGGGUAUAUGUAUGGGCCUAAGUUUCAGUUUAUUAUUGAUACCAAUCGAUGUUGAUAGACAACACGAUGCAGCAGAAUCUUUUGAUCAUUUCUCGAAUACUUUGGAAGACAUAGACCCCUAUGAGCCAAGAAUAAACACUGAUAGUAAACCACAACCAAUGCAAAAAGGAAAGAAAACAUUUGUGCGUCCGAGAUACUAUUCAACGGAGCUUGGAAUUAGAGAGAAAUUAUUUGUGGGAAUUAUAACGAGUCGGGAGUAUCUUCAUAGUAGAGACAUAGCGCUGAACAAAACAAUUGCUCAUAUAGUAGACAAAAUUCGCUAUUUUAUAUCCAUACCAGAAGGGACCAAACCAAAUGUUUCCUUCCCUGGAAUAGUGGGAUUUACUGAUACGAGAAGCAUCUUGAAACCCUUUCACGCUAUGAAAUACAUUAUUGAUAAUUAUGUAGAAAGCUAUGAUUAUUAUUUUCUAACUAAAGAUGUGAGUUAUGUAAAUGCAAGAGGUCUGGUAGAAUUUGUAAAUAAAAUAAGCGUGAGUCAAAAUGUUCACAUAGGUGCUCCAAGUGAAAUUGAUACUUAUUGUUCUCUAGAAUCUGGUAUUCUUUUGAGCCAUUCUGUUAUACAAGAAAUAAAAAAUAAUCUAGACUGGUGUGUCAAGAACGCGUAUUCAGAUUCAGAUGAUAUUAAUGUUGGUCGUUGCAUUCUCCAUUCCACUUCUAUACCUUGUAGCAACCGAAUACAAGGACAAAACUUUACAUUUACCCAAUUGAAACCAACAUUUAAUUUUGAGAAGGAUUUUGCUCAAUUGACCGAUCAAAAUGAAUUCCAAAAUUCGCUAUCCAUAUAUCCUAUCUACAAUCACAUGCUUAUUUAUAAACUUAAUAUGUACUUUGCUGCAAUAAAUUCUAUCAGAGUUCACAAAUCGAUCACCGAUAUACGCAAAGUAAUAUCUGCGACUACACAUCUUGGUCCGUCGAAUCAACGUAAUGUAUCAUGGCCCAUUGGAAAUCAACCUGGGAAUAGACCCCUCGGACGUUUCGAUAUCUUGCGCUGGUCGUAUUUCAAUGAAUCUCACGUUUUCUUCGAGACCGACUUCGUUAAUAUUCAAGAACUAAGAGGCGACGCAAAAUCCGAUAUAGAUUAUGUGAUAAACGCAGUUACGAAUAAUAUUAUAAGCAAAUACGACAGCAAACUAAUCUUUAAAAAGCUGCUGAAUGGUUAUCAAAAAUUUGACGCAUCCAGAGGAAUGGAUUAUAUACUCGACGUAGCGUUUAACGAAGUGGCCACGGGCAAGGAAGUAAGAAAGAGAAUCGAGGUCUGCAAACCGUUAGGAAAAGUAGAAAUCAUACCCGUGCCAUAUGUGACUGAAAACACAAGAAUUAAUAUAAUUAUCACCGUCGAUUUAAAGAAAAAGCAAGACGCGUUAAGUUUUAUGGAACAUUAUGCACAAGAUUGUAUGGAAAAAAAGUACAAGACUUUUCUCAUGAUGGUUCUCUUGUAUAAUUUCGAUUCACCAUCGAAAGGCAGAAGCGAUAUCUUUUAUGAAGUAAAAAAAAACAUAUUAAUGCUGAAUGAAAAGUAUAAAAAGGAUCAAUCGAGAAUUACUUGGCUCUCCAUACGAUUGCCCAUCAAUGUAACUUCCAUAGAUUUAAAUCCAAUGUUAAGAAUUGCCGUGAUCGAUUUAUGCGCGAAGAAGUUUUCUUCGGAGAGUUUGGUUCUUCUCGUGGAAGCAAGAACGAAAUUAAAAAUAGAUUAUUUAAACAGAGUUCGUAUGAAUACCAUCAGUCGCUAUCAGAUAUUCAGCCCGAUCCCGUUUAUCGAAUUCCAUCCUGAUAUAAUUUACGCGGAAGAAGCUGCUCCCAAUGAGGUGGAUGUCAAUAGUAAUUACGGAAAGUACGAUGAACAGAACUACAACAAUAUCGCAUUUUACAUCAGAGAUUACAACGCAAUGCGGCAAACAGUCGAGACGAGCAUUCCGUUAGCACGAUCCGAUAAGGACAUUGCUACUCUACUGAAACUUUCCAAGCACAGUCCCGUAACUUCUCUAUUCGAAAUGUAUGUGUCUUUCAGUGAUAUGCAUGUAUUUCGCGCGGUAGAACCGACGUUAAAAGUAAAAUACAAAGAUAUUAAUUGUGACGACGCUUCCAACGAUAGUAUUUAUAAAAGUUGCCUUAAACUGAGAAAUAAUCAUUUGGGUAAACGUAGUCAACUGGCUAGAUUAAUAUUAGAUUAUCAGAAUCAUCAAGUAUAAGAAAGUGUAAAAAUCACAAUAUGUAUUCUUUACAAAAAAGAACGACUAUUUAUUAAUUUAUGUUUCUUGUAUCAAACACUUUAUACUUUCGCAUAAAACUAGGAGAAAAUAUAGAUAUACUCACAUAGAUACCUACAAUGUAGGACAAAAAUGUUCAAUAGAGAAGUUAGGUAUAUUUUUUACAUAGAUUUAUAUAUGAAAAUGAAAUAAAUUAU
This is a messenger RNA of Formica exsecta, 2930 nucleotides long. It is a transcript of the gene Chpf, whose product is annotated as chondroitin sulfate synthase 2. Gene Ontology annotation, cellular component: Golgi cisterna membrane. The record is from RefSeq and is a predicted model, not a curated record. Gene Ontology annotation, molecular function: glucuronosyl-N-acetylgalactosaminyl-proteoglycan 4-beta-N-acetylgalactosaminyltransferase activity. Bases 409 to 2715 code for a protein of 768 amino acids. The transcript has 7 exons. Lineage: Eukaryota; Metazoa; Arthropoda; Insecta; Hymenoptera; Formicidae.